Enterobius vermicularis (human pinworm) is the source of this 1884-nucleotide messenger RNA. The record is from the annotation of a GenBank genome assembly. Lineage: Eukaryota; Metazoa; Nematoda; Chromadorea; Rhabditida; Oxyuridae.
AUGUUGUAUUUGAAGGAGAGUGCUAGUCCUAUUACUGAAAGCCUGUUCGUAAGUAAAGUUUUGGUGCUGGACGGAACAAUCAGGCAGAAGUUACGCAUUACUUCAGAAAUUGUAAAUGCAAAUCAUCUUAUCAACUUAAUUUUCGAAUUUGAUGGUCUUAUUAAUGCUGCUUCAAGUUUAAAGGGAUCUGUAAGAUUAGAACAUUUCCUUCCUUACGCAAAAUGUUUAUUUUUUGCCAGGAUUGGUGACUUUAUUUCAACUUCAAACUACCAGUCUAAGUGUGGCACUAGCGUAGGAUAUAAUCCCGCUAUAACAGCAUAUCGGCUGGCAUUAAAUGCGUUGUUGCCAUCACCUCCAGUGGCGGAGCGUUUAAGGGCAUUGUACGAAUUAGAAUAUAUGACGUUGAAAGCUAUUAUUGAUCAGAAUAAGGCUGAUUACAUCAAAUCGCAGGAAGAUUGUCAGGCUACUUUGCACCUUUAUCGAAUAUUUGGGGAAAAGUCAUUUGGAUGUGACAGAGCACUGUUUAUACGGUCAUCACAGUCUAGUCCAGAUUUAACUGUACUUCCGGAAGGACGCAUUGAAACUUUUUCGAAAGGACUUUUGGCAAAUUCGACAUUUUACUUUUACGUGCAAACGAACCAGACUCCAGUAAAUUUUGUCGAUUCUUUCCUCUCGUCGUUUCCUCAAUAUCCCCCUGAAGAUGACCUUCAUUCUUUUUCAUCUGAAUCUUCAUUCUCCCGUUUAGAUGCUAAGAUAUUUCUCUUGGCCACCUCGGAGUGGUCGCGCCUUCAGAAGUCAACCAAAACAUAUAAUCCCAUUUGUUUUCCUGCAUUAAAUCCUCAAAUCCUAACUACUUGGAAGUCUUUAACCAUUAACAGUGAUAAACAUAAGAAGUCUGAUGUGAUAUCAAAAGUGAAGUUGUAUAAUGCUCUUGAGUUUACUCGCCUUCGUGGCGAACUCCCUGACUUGCGUAUCAUCUUCAAGGUUUUUUGUUGGUUGCAAAGCCAGGGGAGUUCAGCUAAGAAGUUUGCCAGUUUGUAUGCAAAUACAAUUAUCGGAAUUGCAGAAGGCACGGUAACAGGUGUUCGUGGCAUUCGUCAGUCUGACCCUUUUCUCCCACUGGAGCUCUCCAGCAUUAGUACUGAUGAAGAAGAAAAAAUUGUAGAGGCAGCUCAUUCUUUCCUUAACGAUAAAAAUGCAUCAGUUUUUUCAUCAAAGUCUCAUGUUUCCCCGUCUACUUCCACACAUCAAGAGCAGACAAAAGAAGAAGUUAAAGCAGAUCCUGUAGUUGAUCCAGUCUUUGAAAAUCAGGAUGUUGUUGAGGCAGCAUCAAAAAGUACUUCUGAAACUAAAGGGACCAGAGUUGCUGAAAUGGAAAAUAUUUCCGAAGUGAAAGGCGCUCGAGUUACCCGAUUUGUUGAAACAAAAGACGUUGAAGUUUCAACCGAGUCAGAUGCUUCUAUCAGGCUAGAAAGAAUACCGCUUUUAAAGAGGCUAGGUCGGAUAGCGGGAACAACUUUAUUAGACGACCAGUCACUCAAUAUUCAGCAGAUAGCGGCGGUGUGCGACUUAGCUGUAGAUCCUCGUCAAAGUGGAUUUUUUGAGGCAGUGCAGUCGUCUUCAGGGACUACUAAAGAUCUUUAUCAGCCAUCAUUGAAUUGUACUCAUCAGUUACAGAGGAAUAAUGUCGAAUCAAAGCCUGGAGGUUUUACAGAUGUAAGUACUGUAGAUUAUGUAAAUCGUUUUAAGAAAGCCCUUGCUGAGUCGUCGAAGAAGCAGCAGCAUGCAUUAAACAAUAUGCGUUCCUUUAAUGAUACUGCUGGUGAACAGUUGAAGCGAAGGAUAUUGGAUGUUUUUCUUAGUAUGGGUAGUUUUGCUCUUUGA